Molecule: messenger RNA, 1686 nt
Organism: Caenorhabditis remanei
Lineage: Eukaryota; Metazoa; Nematoda; Chromadorea; Rhabditida; Rhabditidae
Exons: 3
Coding region: 1-1686 (561 amino acids)
Source: RefSeq, a predicted model, not a curated record
AUGUCUCGUUGUAUUUUUUGUCCAACUCCUGAGAUCAAACCGGAUACCAAAAAUAUGUCGAUGUGCGCAAUUCUCUGUUUCCCAUUCUGCUACUCCGAGCCGCAAGAACCACUUCAUGAACAUGCAAUCACCAACGUUCCCUUCGUUCCAAAUUCUCUAUCCGAUUUAAAUGGCAGAAGAAGCAUAUCCAUAUCAUUUUCCGAUGGAACAGAACUUCUACGAUUCACCAGAGGAUCUACACCAGUAAAUGGAAAAAGUCUCGAAAUGAUUCGAGAGCAACUUCGAAUGAGAUUUGUAAAUCAUGAAGAUGUAAUGAACGAGCUUCGAGAUCCAUUACCAACUUCUACUGUUGCGGUUUCAAUGCCGAUGAACAAUUUUCAUUGUGGUGACAAAUGCCACGAAUUUUUGUUGGAUAGUCAGUAUGAUGCUCCUUCCGAUUCGUAUUACUCUUAUCAGAGGAUUACUGACAAUAUUCAAGUUACUUAUUACAAUGAAAAUGGCAUCGAAUAUACAGCUGGAUUUACUUAUUAUCCGGAAUCUAUUGAAAGUAUUGAAAAUUUGAAUAGAGAUAAGGCUGUGAUCAUUAUGGUUUGGUGUUCUUGUGAACCAUAUCCAUCGAGUGCUCGAGACUCUUUUUACACUCGAAUUUGCUCAAAAAGGGGAAGAAAAACUGUAAUAUAUUUGACAAGUGGCAACGCAUUUCAUAUGGAUUAUCAUCAUAAAUACAAUCCAUACAAGUAUACGAAAUGCCGAGAAUGUACUGAAGAAGCAAAAAACUACAAAUGGGUAGAUCCACUGAAAGCUCAAAAGGCACAAAUAAUAAAAGGAUAUCCUAAAACUACAGAACCUUAUGUUCCUGAUAUUCUCGAGAAAGCUGUUAGUUUUGAAGUUAUCGAAAAUCUCCAAGAAGAUCAUAUUAUUGGAAUCCAACUUGCUCCGGAAAACAUGCAAAUUGUCAGUUCGGCAAGUCUUUGGAUGAUCAAGAAUUGUCUCAAUCGAUGGUUUCCUGAGAUUUCAAAAUCUGAAUCUAUGAAACUGGAUAAUUUAUUGAAAUCAAGAAAUGUCAUUUGCGUUUCUCUGGCAAUGAUAAACUUUGCCGUGGGAGAAUCAGAAUCUUGUGGAGAAUUCUAUCCGGACUCUGAUUAUGAAAUCUCUUCCGGUGCUUUUUAUACCUAUCAGAGACUAUCUGAAAAUGUUCAAAUCACUUUUCUCAAUGAAUACGGAGUCGAGUAUCUGGCUGGAAUUACUUAUUACCCUGAAUUAUCAGGUCAUGGGAAGAUGAUGAAAAACGAUCAAGCUUUGAUCAACUGUUCACUGAUAAUUGGAGAGAAAUAUCCUCGAGAAGAGAACGAAAACGUUGAUAUAUCAGUGAAUUAUGGACGUUAUUGUGAAAAAGUGAAGAAGAGAGUAAUUGUGGAAUGUGAUGAAGAGAAAGGAGCGGGUUCUCACCUGGAGUUUGAUCAUUGGCAAUGUUCGUAUCACCGUGUGAAAUGCCAAGAGUGUUUUGAAGAUUUGAUAGCAAAGAAAAAAGCGAAGGAAUUGAGAAAAAAAGCAACUCGAGAGAAACGUUUGAAAUUCAUUCGUCAACAACUUCCUGUUCUCAAACGUUCCAACUCUUCUCCUCCAGAUAUGAAAUACUUUCUUGAAAUGCAACAAGAAAAGACUACUGGGGAAUCUCAUGUUUAA